Molecule: messenger RNA, 684 nt
Organism: Oryza brachyantha (malo sina)
Lineage: Eukaryota; Viridiplantae; Streptophyta; Magnoliopsida; Poales; Poaceae
Product: cyclin-dependent kinases regulatory subunit 1
Exons: 4
Coding region: 135-407 (90 amino acids)
Biological process (GO): regulation of mitotic cell cycle
Cellular component (GO): cyclin-dependent protein kinase holoenzyme complex; SCF ubiquitin ligase complex
Molecular function (GO): cyclin-dependent protein serine/threonine kinase activator activity; histone binding; ubiquitin binding
Source: RefSeq, a predicted model, not a curated record
CGACGCGACGCUCCCCCAUCCCGUCUCCCGUUCGGCCGUCCCCUCCUCCCACCACCGCUGCCGCUUCGCACCAUCCGCUCCUCUCCGCGCCGCUCCAAGUUUCGUGAGGAGUUGAUCACGAAGUGGUGGUGGAUAUGGGCCAGAUCCAGUACUCCGAGAAGUACUUCGACGACACCUACGAGUACAGGCACGUCGUCCUUCCGCCCGAGGUCGCCAAGCUACUCCCCAAGAACCGCCUCCUCUCCGAGAACGAGUGGCGCGCGAUCGGCGUGCAGCAGAGCCGCGGGUGGGUGCACUACGCGAUCCACCGGCCGGAGCCGCACAUCAUGCUGUUCCGCCGCCCGCUCAACUUCCAGCAGCAGCAGGAGGCGGCCGCGGCCGCGGCGGCGCAGAUGCUGCCCAAGUAACCGGCCCGCGGGGGGUUUGCAAUGUGCGAAACCCUAGCCCCUUUUCAUCUCUAAAAGGGGGGGUCGCGAUACAGCUAAUUUACUCUCGUUCGUUCGUUCGUUGGUUGUCGGUGGUGUCCACCUUGUGUUCGUGCAAAUGCCAGAGCAGGAACUGGCAUGUAAACGUCUGUGUUACUAUCAUAGUAGUCUCCAUUGCUAAGCUAUUACUAUAUGUGAUGCUGGUACUGUUGUUAAACUUUUACUGUGACAAUCUGAUUGUGGUUAUGCUUAGCAUUGC